Molecule: messenger RNA, 1854 nt
Organism: Astrephomene gubernaculifera
Lineage: Eukaryota; Viridiplantae; Chlorophyta; Chlorophyceae; Chlamydomonadales; Astrephomenaceae
Source: the annotation of a GenBank genome assembly
CUUACAAACAGUGACCAGUCGGACAAUACCAUUUCGUGGUUACCAGUUGUGGGCUUCCUUUGCGUUUUCACCGUUGUGUUGCAGCAGUGUAGGCUUUACAUAGGCUUUACAACCCGUGUUCCCUUUCUUGGGAACCACUGCAACGGUCACAUAUAAUAACAUAAUUGCGACACUUUGCUUGCUCUGUUAAGCAAGUUGGCAUCAUUCGAGAAGGCCCAACUGAUUGCCCUUUCCCGGUGCCGAGCUGCCGACCUUCAACUGCGACUGGCGCACAACCCGUUUCCAUGGCUCCUCAAAAGGCGAACUGGAUAGCAGCCUUGCUGAUAAUUACUGCUCUGGCAUUUGCCCUACCCGCUCACAGCGCCUGCACAACUACCGCCUCCCCAGGCGGAGCAUGUGGUCCAAGUAACGGUAACAAGUGCUGCCCCAGCGGCCAGUGUUGCUCGCAGUACGGCUACUGUGGCAUUACAACAGCCCAUUGCGGUACGGGUUGCCAGGCAGCGUUCGGUACUUGCACGGGCACCAAAGCCAGCCCUCCGCCUCCUAAGGUCAAUCCUCCGCCUCCUAAGAAGGCCAGUCCUGCACCCCCACCUCCCAAGUCCGGCCCCUCACCGUCCCCUGCCCCCACCAGCGGCUGCCCCAGCGGAUGGCUGCCGGCGGUUGGAACCGUGUACGAUAGCUGGCCCAAGCCCGGAACCAAGGAGUGCGUGCAAUACAGCGGUUGCACUUGGGCGGGGCAGUUUAACAGCAUUGACGGCGGCAGCGCAAAGCCGUGUAAGAAUGGGGCGCAAUGGUUGAACGGCGGCAGCGGUGUAAUGGACUGCCGGUUUCCGGAGGCAACGGUGAAGGGCUGGAACAUCGCGUCAACGUACGACAAAGACAGCGCUCUGGUUGGCCGGAAGCUGCAGAUUAUGGUACAGGGCGCGCCACAGCGCACUGCAACCGUUAACGUCAAGGACGUGUGCAGUGAUGCGGACUGCGGCGGUUGCUGCAGCGCCAACACCGGCAACGCCAAAUGGAAGCUGAUUGACAUUGAGAAGUGGCCUGCGAGCGUGCUGCUGGGCUUCGAUCCAACGCCGUCCAACUUUGACGUCAAUAACCUGAACCUGCCGAGCGCAAAGGGGCUGCGUUCUGGGGCUCCUGAAAGCUCGGUGAUGCCGCUUUGCUAUAAGGAUGUGGGUCUCGCAGAUAAGCUGCCCUGAAGUAGUUGAGUAGGUCUGUUCCCAUAGGCCAAAGCUUUGGCUACGGCGGCUAAACUACCGGUACCAUAGGGAAGGGAUGCCUGAGUAGGCCACACGUGAGUGAGUCAUGGUGGUGGUGGUGGUCGGUAUGGUAGCCUUGGCAGGGCUAAGGGAUUGGCUGGGACAUCCCGUCGUUAUAAUUAUUGCCUGUGAGUUGGUGUACGACAGCGGUGAUAGUCACAGUCCCCGCCAUGUAAACUUCAUGGUUAUAUGUUGUAUUAUUAGCCUGCUGUGACACGCCAAGAAGGGGCGUGUGUGGGGCUAUGAUGAGCGGCUGGUGGGUAUGUUGGCCGUGGACGUGCCGGUAGGUGUCGAAUCCUAUCUAUCCCCGUACCGUUGGCCUUUAUUUGCGCAGGAUUGGCAGGGCGCUGCAGGGCGGUCCACGCCUUCAUUGUAUGAUGAGUGGCAGGGGAAUUAAUAGGGAUGAAGAUUCCGCAUUAGGCUAGAUUUUAGGAUUGCACAUAGUAAAACACAUAGUCAAACUCGUUGGGUCAGUAGCAGUACACAAAGUACAAACCGUAGUAAAGCACCAUAAGCUGGCGGCUGUGCUGAGAUCAUAUCAUUGGACAAAUUCCUGAUGAGCUGUAAGCUGGCGUCUGAGCUCCACUGCAAC